Messenger RNA from Culex quinquefasciatus (southern house mosquito), 3722 nucleotides. RefSeq names its product protein argonaute-2. Bases 156 to 3263 code for a protein of 1035 amino acids. The transcript has 8 exons. Lineage: Eukaryota; Metazoa; Arthropoda; Insecta; Diptera; Culicidae. The record is from RefSeq and is a predicted model, not a curated record. Gene Ontology annotation, molecular function: RNA binding; protein binding.
AAUCGCAAUCGCGGUGUCAGUUUUGAGAAAAAUAAAAACAAAUAGUUGAAAAGUUUGCGAGUUUUUCCGAAGUUGAAGUUAAAUUUUUAAAAGUGAUUUUUUUUGUAAAACCUCAGUUUCAAUACUGCAUCAGUUAUCUCUCUGAUUAAAUAAAAAUGGAGCCGCAUCAGCAGGGUGGUAAGAACCGUGGCAAAAAGAAGCCACAAGAUGGGCAACAGCAUGGAGGUGGUGGCGACGGAGACCGCUCCGGAGGUGGAGGAGGAGGCCAAGGCAAAGGUGGUGGCGGUGGCAAGAAGGGUCAACAGCAGCAGCAACAGCCCCAACAUGGUCAAGGUCAACAGCAGGGACAAGGAAAAGGGAAGUACAAGCAAAAACAACAGCAGCAGCAACAGCCCCAAGCGCAACCACCAUCGGAACCGGCCGGCGGUUCUCAGCAGUAUGGUGAUUUUCUCCAGAAAAUGCAGCAGCAGCAGCAACAGGUGGCCCAACCUGCUCCGGCACCGGCCCAGGCUCAGGCUGAGCCUCCGAAACAAGCGCAGGGCCAACAGCAGAAGGGUGGUGGCGGCGGUGGAAAGUAUAAACAAAAACAACAGCAAAAGCAACAGGAGCAGCAAGAGCUGGAGAAACAACUGGCCGCACAGCGACCCCAGCAACCGCCGGCGGCUGCUUCCGCUGCCCAAUCGCGUUCCACUGCAAGCCCCGAGGGCUCGCUUUCGCCGACCCACGGUGCGAUCCAGCGCGUCGAGGAGGAUCUGUCCGGCAUGAAGAUCGACAAGGGAAGCGGCAAAUCCGCCCUCCGCCAGGUCCUGAUCCGUCCGGGAGCGCACGGCAGACGUGGCAAGGUCACCAAGCUUGAGGUCAACUACAUUCCACUCAUGCUGGAGAAGAUGGUCUCGACGGCGUACCACUACGACGUGGACAUCCAGCCGAUGGCGUCCCGCAAGUGGCAACGGGCCGCCUUCAAGCGGUUCGAGGUGGAAGCGCUGGCCGGACAGCCGAUCGCGUUCGACGGCAACAAGAACGCGUACACGGCGAAAAAGCUCAAGCUGGACCACUACAAAAAGGAGGUGGUGGCGCGCGAGGAUAACCGCGAUCGCAAGUUUACCAUUACGAUGAAGGAAGCGGCGGUGGUGGAUUUGCAGUGCUUGAAGAAUUACAUGCAAGCCGGAAGUGGAAAUGCGAACCUGGUCAAGCCGAUGCGUGCCAUCCAGUGUUUGGACGUGGUUCUGCGCACCGCGUACGAGCUCAAUCCGAGAUUUGUCAAGUUCCGCAAAUCGAUCUAUGUCGUGCCGACCAAACCGGAAGACAUCGGCGCAAACCACGAGCUGUGGUACGGCCUGUUCCAGUCGGCGCUGCUGGGCUCAAAGCCGUUCCUGAACAUUGACGUGUCGCACAAGGCGUUCCCACGUGGUGGCCCGGUGCUCGAUGUGGUGGCCUCGCUGAACCGUAAUUCUCUUCCCACAUCUCUCGCCGGUUGGUUGGCCCAGCAGGUGCAUGACUAUCUAAAGGGCAUGGAAGUGGUUUACACUGGACCUAACGGAGUGGGAAAGACGUUCAAGUACAACAGCUUGAAGGGACCGGCCAGUACGCAGAAGUUUAAACUGGAGGAUGGUUCGGAAUCGACCGUUGCGGCGUACUUCCAGAAGCAGGGAGUUCGUCUGAGGUUCCCGGAUCUGCCGGUGAUGCACGUCGGAAGCACCAUCCGUAACAUUAUGGUGCCGAUGGAACUGUGUGCGAUUCCGCCGGGACAGGCGUUGAUCAAGAAGCAUCCGGAUCAGUGCACCCAGAUGAUUAUCCGACGGUCAGCCACGGAUACGGUCACCCGGAAGGGCAAAAUCAUGGAUAUUUUCAACCAAAUCGAUUACAACAACAGCAAGACGAUUAAGGACUUUGGCUUUGGCGUGGGCAAUUCGUUCGAGGUUGUCGACGGACGCAUCAUUGGACCGCCGAGCGUGGUGUAUCGUAACAACGUCACAAUCACACCCUCGAAAGGCCAAUGGCGCGCGGACAAUGCGUCCUUCAUCCAGAUCAACCCGCAACCGCUGCGCUGGAGAAUCCUUAACCUGGACGACCGCACUCGUCCGGCCGGGAUCCAGCAGCUUGGGCAAAACAUUUUCCAAGUGUCCAGAAAGCAUGGCAUCCAGCUGGAGCCGUUCUCGAUGCAGCAGACGUACUACGAACCGCGCGACCUUCGCUACGCCAUCCGUGAGGUGGACUCGAUCUUUGAAGAUUUGAAGAAGCAAAGGAUGGACUUUGUCAUCGUGGUCAUUUCCGGCAUGGGUGAUCAAUACUCGAAGGUUAAGCAACGAGCGGAGCUGGUAACCGGUCUGUUGACGCAGUGCAUCAAGGGGGACACGGUGUACAAGAAGGCGGGCGAUAUGAGCACCAUCAACAACAUUUGGCUUAAGAUCAACGCCAAAACCAACGGGACGAACCACGUGCUGAAGCCGGAAUGCAAGCCGCCUCUCAUCCGCAAACGCGUCAUGUACGUCGGAGCGGACGUAACCCAUCCCUCGCCCGAACAAACCAACAUCCCGAGUGUGGUGGGCGUGGCCGCUUCAUACGACCUGGAAGGAUUCCGGUACAACUGCUGCUACCGCCUGCAGAACCCCAAGGACGAAAUGAUCCGCGACCUGGAAAACAUCAUCAAGAAGCAGCUGCUGCAGUUCAAGACGUGCAACGGCGCGCUCCCCGAUCUGAUCAUGUACUACCGGGAUGGCGUCUCCGAGGGACAAUUCUCCGAGAUCCUAACCAUCGAACUGAACGCGAUCCAGAGUGCGGUCGCCUCCACAAGUCCGGGCGCCAAGGUCGCCGUCACGUUCAUCGUCGUCCAGAAGCGACACCACGCGCGCUUCUUCCCGACCCGCGGAACCAUCGAAGUCGAAGGCCGUAACCAGAAUCUUCCCCCGGGCACGGUCGUGGACAAGCACAUCACGGCGCCGAAUCAGUACCAGUUCUUCCUGAUUUCCCACCAGGCGGUCCAGGGCGUGGCCAAGCCGACCAAGUACUGCGUCCUCUACGACGACGUCAACUCCGAUCCGGACGAGCUGCAAUCGGUCACGUACGCGCUCUGUCACAUGUUUGCACGCUGCAACCGGGCCGUGUCCUAUCCGGCACCGACCUAUUACGCGCAUUUGGCCGCCUUCCGGGGCCGGGUUUACAUCAAGGAUCGCCGUCUGAACAUGAACGACCUGGCUGGGGAGUACCGGAAGAUGCAGAUCAAGCCGGAAAUCAUCGACGGACAUCCGAUGUUUUUCGUUUAAAAUUAUUACAUUCUGAUUUUUUUUUGCGCUGAUAUGAAAAUUGCGAAGAACUCCAGAAAUUUAGGUUUAACAGUUUAUUUACAAAAUCAGUAAAAACUAAUGAAAAAUCGAAUCUCUGCUUGAAAAAAAAAUAUUUGAUAUACGCAGAGAUUAUAAAUUGAAAUUGUCCCAAAAAAUGUUCUGGUCCUUUUUCCUAUUUUUUUAAAAAGAUUUGAUAACAGUUCAACUAAAUGACUAUUGGCAUUUGUUCAUAGAACGCUGUAACAUGCCUUAUUUUCAAAUAUAUGAACAAUUUUUAAACAGUGUAAAGCACGAUUUAUAAAAUUUUCUUUGCAUCAUUGCACGAAUUUUCUUUUAAAAACAUACUACACAAUUAUACCCAUACAAAUAAAAUAUCGACAACACCAUUAUACAUGACCCAUUUCCGUAAUAACUUUUCAGUACGGCAUGGGCAAACAC